AUGAGGAUCGGGAGGGGAUGUGAGCGCUGUCGCCUUCGUCACAUUCGGUGUACCACUCGCGCGGGAGCGUCGUCCUGUAAUGCAUGCGCUCGCUUAGGGCGGACGUGUCGUCUGGAUCCUCCGUUCCGUUUCAAGACCGUCCGCCAUGUGUAUCAGAAGAGCCAAGGGACUGCCUCUAAGUUCGAAUUGGAGUGGGACUCCGCACAGACUUGGGUGAAUGUUCCUCAGUCUUUGACCUUCGUUCAAGAGUCUGCCGAAGAGUCUGCGGAUGGAAGCAUCAGCGAUGCUCCACCUGAGCCUCAGGGUGAUCCCCAGCUCCCCUCGAACGGCCCUCAUACAUACAUCCCUGAUCCUUUCACAACUCACCUGCCUAUCUCUGGAUCUCUAAAUCCACACGAUGAGGCCAUUGGCAUCCCCCAUGUGGAACCGGCGGUAUCGACUCCCUCCACACACGAUGACCAACAUUCAACCAAAGCCACGGCGAUCUCGCCGAGGGCUGUCAAUGAUAUGGUCUCUCCUUUGGCAUCCAAUAGUACAUGGUCGCCCAUGACUCCAUCCACUCCACGCUCGACCUCCUCAUCGACGAUGACAUCGCGAGAAGCGUUCUUGUUGCGCUCAUACAUCAACAAAAUAUCGCACUGGUUAGAUAUCUGUGACUCGGCAUCGACUUUCAAUAGCGAGGUGCCUCGCAGAGCGCUACAUGUACCGAUGGUUCUGAAAGCAGUGUUGGCGCUAUCUGCUCGACAUGAUGCCAUCAUGUCCGGUGCUAGUGAUUGGGAGGCCUCCGAAUACCACAGUCAAUGUGUAGAGUUGCUGCUCGCCGCCCUUGCGCGGCCUGAGGAAACAUACGAUGACAACAUGCUUAUUUCAGUUGUGAUCCUGCGGAUCUAUGAGGAACUCGAAAGUACGACCGACGAAAAGUGCCAUUGGCUUGGUUCCAAUCGGCUGCUCAAUACUAUGUCCCGAGCGGCAUCAUCAGGCGGGUUGACGGAGGCCGCCAGCUGGCAGUUUCUACGGCAAGCCAUCUACGCAUCUCUUGUUCAAAAUCAGCCUAUGCAGCUGGACCUUCGGAACUAUGAACGGUCAUCUGUUUUCAAGCGGGGCGACGAUGCCGCCUAUGCCAACACGAUUAUCUUCUACUGUGCCCGGAUAAUACAACUUUGCUCGGAAGGCCAUGUUGCGGCCGUGGAUGAGGAGGACUGGCACGAGAUGUCCAGUAAGGUGGAGCAGUGGUACCGCGACCGGCCUGUCAGUUGGCAGCCAUUGCAGUACAAAGACGCCAACCCAACAGAGAAUCGACCAUUUCCCGAAUUAUGGGUCAUGUCACCCCCAGCUGUGGUCGGGCUGCAAUAUUACCACACCUGUCAAAUUCUCCUCACGUCGUCUGACCGUCACUGGGGCGUCGUGAGCAACUAUGAGCGUGCCCGGCUCAGACGUAUAGAAGAGAAAGUGAUUGCAUCCCACGUGGUGCAAGUGAUUGGACUAUCCUCGUCGAACGAAACAGUCGAGAAUGCCUAUUUCAUGGCUUGCCACCUACUAUAUCGAUAUGGACACUGCCUGCGCCACCCCGUCGAGAAGCGGGGAUCGUUCAAAUUCCUCACUCAUGUGGAGAGCUCCGUGGGCUGGCGCACGGGAUGGAUUAUUCGCGAAUUAGAGGAUCAAUGGAACGAGUUGCAGGGAUUGGAUUCGUGGGAGCUGUAG
Molecule: messenger RNA, 1701 nt
Organism: Aspergillus pseudotamarii
Lineage: Eukaryota; Fungi; Ascomycota; Eurotiomycetes; Eurotiales; Aspergillaceae
Exons: 6
Coding region: 1-1701 (566 amino acids)
Biological process (GO): positive regulation of transcription by RNA polymerase II
Cellular component (GO): nucleus
Molecular function (GO): DNA-binding transcription factor activity, RNA polymerase II-specific; zinc ion binding; transcription cis-regulatory region binding
Source: RefSeq, a predicted model, not a curated record